Colias croceus (clouded yellow) is the source of this 602-nucleotide messenger RNA. It is a transcript of the gene cni, whose product is annotated as protein cornichon. The transcript is spliced from 4 exons. Lineage: Eukaryota; Metazoa; Arthropoda; Insecta; Lepidoptera; Pieridae. The record is from RefSeq and is a predicted model, not a curated record. Gene Ontology annotation, cellular component: COPII-coated ER to Golgi transport vesicle; endoplasmic reticulum membrane. Gene Ontology annotation, biological process: endoplasmic reticulum to Golgi vesicle-mediated transport. The coding region runs from base 36 to 470 and encodes 144 amino acids.
UCGUCAAGUGUCAAAUUCAAAAUUGUUUUGUCAAAAUGGCGUUUAGCUUCCCAGCGUUUUCUUAUAUUAUUGCCCUAAUAAUUGACGCAUUUCUCAUAUUUUUCUCAAUAUUCCACGUGAUAGCAUUUGAUGAAUUAAAAACUGAUUAUAAAAAUCCGAUAGAUCAGUGCAAUAGUUUAAAUCCCUUGGUGUUGCCGGAGUAUUUACUGCAUUUGUUCAUAAACGUAUUGUUUUUGUUGUCUGGAGAAUGGUUUUCAUUAAUAAUAAAUCUUCCUUUGAUCAUUUAUCACAUAUACAGAUAUCGCAACCGGCCAGUGAUGUCAGGACCUGGCCUGUAUGACCCCACUAGCAUAAUGAAUGCCGAUGUUUUGACAGUUUGCCAGCGAGAAGGCUGGAUCAAACUUGCAUUUUAUUUAUUAUCGUUCUUCUUGUAUUUAUAUGGAAUGAUUGUGGUGCUAAUUGCGGUGUAAGAACAGGAGAAUUAUUCUUUUAGGUUUUAUUUAUUAUGCGGUCCACAAGAAGUGUCAGUCAAUAUUACAUAAGUGAGUUUAGAACACACUAGUACAGUAUUUUGAUAAUAAAUUAAAAUUAAUUUUAUAAAA